This is a messenger RNA of Bombyx mandarina (wild silkworm), 1553 nucleotides long. RefSeq names its product tyrosine 3-monooxygenase/tryptophan 5-monooxygenase activation protein epsilon (gene 14-3-3epsilon). The record is from RefSeq and is a predicted model, not a curated record. Lineage: Eukaryota; Metazoa; Arthropoda; Insecta; Lepidoptera; Bombycidae.
GGAGUUUAGUUGAAGAUCGAAUUUGGAUUCGGUUGGCGGGCGCGGCCAUCUUGGUGAAUAAGUGACCUGGCGAUUCGGAUUUAGUUAGUGUAAAAUCAUUUGUCAUCCACAAUGUCGGAAAGGGAAGAUAAUGUGUAUAAAGCAAAGUUAGCUGAGCAGGCUGAGCGCUAUGACGAAAUGGUGGAGGCGAUGAAGAAUGUAGCAUCACGCAACGUGUCCGACAAUGAGCUGACAGUGGAGGAGAGGAACCUGCUGUCGGUCGCCUACAAGAACGUGAUCGGCGCCCGCCGCGCCUCCUGGCGGAUCAUCUCCUCCAUCGAACAGAAGGAAGAAACAAAAGGCGCAGAGGACAAAUUGAACAUGAUCAGAGCGUACCGCAGCCAGGUUGAGAAGGAGCUCCGUGACAUCUGCUCCGACAUCCUCGGUGUCCUCGACAAAUACCUCAUCCCCAGCUCACAGACCGGAGAAUCAAAAGUUUUUUAUUACAAAAUGAAGGGCGACUACCACCGGUACCUGGCCGAGUUCGCGACCGGCAACGACCGCAAGGAGGCUGCCGAGAACUCGCUGGUCGCGUACAAGGCAGCCUCCGACAUCGCCAUGACCGAACUGCCCCCCACCCACCCCAUCCGCCUCGGACUCGCGCUCAACUUCUCGGUGUUCUACUACGAGAUCCUGAACAGCCCGGACCGCGCCUGCCGGCUCGCCAAGGCCGCCUUCGACGACGCCAUCGCCGAACUGGACACGCUCUCGGAGGAGAGCUACAAGGACUCCACGCUCAUCAUGCAGCUGCUGCGGGACAACCUCACGCUGUGGACCUCCGACAUGCAGGGCGACGGGGAGUCCGCCGACGCCGAGCAGAAGGAGCCGGCGCAGGACGGCGAGGACCAGGACGUCUCGUAAUGGCCGCGCCUCCCCCUAAUUAUAUACAAAUAACUAUAGUAUCGUAUAAGAGCCAGCCCGCAGUGCCGACCCGCGGGCCCGGGACCGCCCUCUCACUGUUCGUUUUCGAUUAUGGAAAGUAUAUCAUAUGUAAUAUAAUACUUUGGUAUUGCAUUUUAACUGUUGUUUAGAAAACGUUGUCUAAUCUCGGCUCCGGUCCCGCCGACAGGCCCUCCGCGCACUGUCCGGCGAUUCCGCUUCUUUCGUAUUACAACAUUUGGAGUAUUCACAUUUGAAUUGCUUUAAUUACUUACGAGUAUUGUGAUAGAGAUUUUUGUAUAUUUUAAUUUAUUUUUUUUAAUUUCGCAAAGUAUCUCUAAAAUGAAGUGUAGCGCUCCACCCCCAGGACGAUCGGUAGUCGUAACGUUGUGCUAGGUUAAGGUUAUGCACUUGAGGAAGUAUUUAUUGAGCGCGCAGAGGAUGUGCGCUCGAACACAUUCCACCGGCGGCGCUCAGGUUAGCGUACGUAAUAUUGCAUAUAUUUGUUAAUUUAUCCACGGAAAUACUGAUGCAAUUAGCCUUAGUGUUAUGCAAUAUUCAUUUAUGUCCUACCAACUACAUGGAAAUUUAUUGUAAAUGACAGUGUAAAUCUAAUAAUAAAAUACAAAAGCCCA